This is a messenger RNA of Falco peregrinus (peregrine falcon), 3419 nucleotides long. Its product is annotated as methanethiol oxidase-like. Bases 1478 to 2893 code for a protein of 471 amino acids. The transcript is spliced from 12 exons. NCBI's taxonomy places the organism in Eukaryota, Metazoa, Chordata, Aves, Falconiformes, Falconidae. Gene Ontology annotation, molecular function: selenium binding. The record is from RefSeq and is a predicted model, not a curated record.
CUGGUGCCAGGCUGCUCCCGUGUCUGCCUGUUGCACGUUAAAAGCGCUGUUCUGGAAGCAGAGCGCCAUUAAUUACAGCCCUAGUGAGACAGGCUAUCGCUUCUGAUGAGGAUCUCCUGAGGGCUGCUUUAAUGGCGCUGUCAGAUGUGUCUGCAUUCCUAUGUGGAGCAAUUACGUACCCCGUGUAAUUUGCCCACUGGUUGAGGCGUUCUUCCACAAGAUACGAUACUCAUUCACGUUCCGUGGCGCUUGGUGUUUUCUUCCUGCUUUAGUUUGGCAGCUGGUGGCAGCCAGGGUGCUGGUGGUCUCAGGAGGGGACCGUUCUUCCAAAAUUCUUCUCUGCAGCACCUCAGGCCCUUUAGGAGAGAUCUCUGCUCUUCCCAGGGGUGUUUUGUGGCAGUUUUGUCCAGUUUGUAUGUAAUACAGCCGCACCGGUGCCAGGCCCUUUGUGGUGUCGGUGCCUGCUGUGGGGCUUUGGUAUUCCUUGACCAGACUGGUGGGGAGGGUACGUAGCUACUGGCCAGGCACUGUUUUGCUCUGCUGAGUUGCCCCGAGUCCUAAAGGUUCCGAUUUCCCACAGGUGGGCUGACGUCCCCCCGUGGAGAUGCCAACCUGCGAGGCGACGGGCACGUCUUGACCUUGCAGGUGCUGCAUCAGCAGGGGCGCAGAUGGCGUUUGCCCAGGCACCCAUUUCCAGCCUGGUGUGUUCCUUCGCUGUUCAGGAGAUGCCGGCAGCUCCUCCAGUCUCUUCUGCCGUCAGCACUGUUGGAGCCCCCUGCCUCCUCUUGUGAGCCCUGUAUCCCAGUUUGCAGCCCUCAGGGCUCCAGAAGCCUCUUUUGGGUAGAGGCGCCUCUGGGCUGGCUUGCUGAGCGGAGCCCAGGGAACCCGUGAUGCCUUCAGCUCGCCCCCAGACAGACGUGCCUUCUCUCGGGGUCUGGAUUUCAGAGGUGCCUUUGGUGCCCUCUCUACGUUUACACGUUGUUGUCUCCAGGAGCCUGCUGGUGGGGACGCUGAUCUAGAUGGGCUUCUCAUCCCUCGUGCGGAAUUUGCAGCCGCUGCACAUUUGUGUGGCAGCCACCUGGGCACGGGGGAUGGCUGCAAUGAGCUUGUUUCUCGGCCGGGGCAUGGGGGCCUCCAGAGCCUGAAGAAGUCCACUGGAGAUCACCAGAGCGCCAGGAUCAGAUACGGGAGGCUGUGUUUAGGGAAAAGACCUGCACGCACCAGCAGAUUUUUCCUCUAGAUUGGUGGUUAGCAAGGCGGAAAGAAGCCGCAGCGCUGGUCUGGCACCUCCCAAACGCCGAGGAGCGAUGGCUCCUCCCUUGGCAGCUGCUUUCUCCCCCCACCCUUUUGCCUUGUAUAUAAGGCCCCCUCGGAGCAGCCUCGGCACAGCACAUCCCACUCCGGCGAGGCAGACAGCGAGCCGCACCUCCAGUCCCAGCACCUCUGCUCCAGGAGAGUGAACCAGAAGGCCGUCAGCAUGGACAGAUGCAGAGCUCAGUGCUACGAGUACCCCACCUGCCCGGAGGCUGUGAAAGCUCCUAGAGAGGAGGUUGCCUACGUGACCUGCACCUACAGGGAAACCUGCGUGGAGCAGCCUGACUUCCUGGCCACCAUUGACCUCAACCCCAGAUCUCCCUGUUACUGCCAGGUGAUCCACCGCCUGCCCAUGCCCAACCUCAAAGACGAGCUGCAUUCCUCGGGGUGGAGCGCUGGCUGCGCCUGCUUUGACACUGCCACACCGAGAAGGAACAAGCUGAUUCUUCCCUGUUUGAUUUCCUCCCGCAUUUACGUGGUGGAUGUGGGUUCCCAGUGCCGGGCUCCCAAGCUGUGUAAGAUGAUUGAGCCAGUGGAUGUCUUCUGGAAGUGCAACAAGGGAUACCUCAGCGUAGUGCACAGCCUGCCUAAUGGUGACAUCCUGAUUGCCAACAUGGGAGACCCAGCUGGCAACGGGAAAGGUGGAUUCAUUGUGCUGGAUGGAGAGACCUUUGAGCUGAAGGGGAACUGGGAGAAUGAGUGUGAAGCCCCCCCGACUGGAUACGACUUCUGGUACCAGCCGCGCCACAACGUUCUCAUCAGCUCUGCCGGACUGGUCCCAAAACGCGCGGGACGCGGGUUUAAUCCUGACGACUUGAAGAAAGGGGUCUUUGGGCGCCGCCUGAACGUGUGGAACUUGUCCUGCCACACCCUCACCCAGUGCUUCGACCUGGGGGAGGACUCUCUGCCCCUGAGCGUGAAGUUCCUCCACAACCCCGAUGCUGCCGAGGGAUACGUCAGCUGUGCCCUGAGCGGCAUUGUCUACCGCUUCUACAAGUGCGAGAGAGACAAAUGGGCCGUAGAGGAGGUGAUUCGGAUACCGGCCAAGGACGUGACAGGAUGGAUUAUGCCCAAGAUGCCAGCCUUCACGGUGGACCUCGUCAUCUCGACGGAUGACAAGUACCUGUACCUCAGCAACUGGCUGCACGGAGACAUCCGCCAGUAUGAGCUCUCCAAGACCUGCAAGCCCAGGCUGGUGGGGCAGGUGUUUGUGGGAGGCAGCAUCCUCAGAGGGGGACCCGUCACCGUGUGCAGAGACGAAGAGCUGAAGUGCCAGCCGGACCCCUUGGUGGUCAAGUGCAAGAGAGUGUACGGCGGCCCCAGUAAAAUGCAGCUCAGCGUGGACGGCAAGAGGCUGUACGUCACCAACUCCUUCUACAGCACGUGGGACAAGCAGUUCUACCCGAACUUGGUCAGGGAAGGCUCCGUCAUGCUGCAGAUUGAUGUGGACACUGAGAAGGGCGGCCUGUGCGUGAACAAGAACUUCCUGGUGGAUUUUGGGAAGGAACUCAACGGGCCUUGCCUUGCCCAUGACAUCCGCUUCGCUUCCGGAGACUCCACCUCCGAUAUCUUGGCCUAGGCGCCCUGCGACAGGCUCCCUCCUCCUCUCUCUUCUGUGGUGCAGCCGUCAGGGAGCAGCGUAGGAUCGUUGGGUUCGGGGGUCCCCACGCCUUGCUGGAGUCUGGGUUUCUGCUGACAGGAGCUGCGGGAGCUCCGCGUCACCGCGCGGGGCUGGGUCAGGCAGAGCAGUGCACGGAGGCACAGGGCACGUGGUCAGCGCUGUUCCCAGUGCCGAGCGGUCCCCGGGCCCGAGGCGCGGAGCAGAGCCGGGGCAGCUGCUGCGGUACGGAGCUGUGCAGCGUGCGGUGCCUCAGAAGGAGGGGAAGCACCCACUUUGUCGGCGUUACUGUUCUUCAGCCAGGUCGUUCCUGGACACUCUUCCCGCGGCACGAGAGCCUCCUGGCUGGCUUCUCGGUGCUGGGGCCGCUCCGCGUCAUCCCUCCAGGGCUGUCACGCGCUUGGGUUUGGAAAGAAGUGCCUGCUUCCUGACACCGGUUUGCUCCUGUCUUCUGCUUUAAACAUGAAUAAAAUUGUCCUUCGCAUCA